GAAGUCAGUUAUAUACGUAAAUGUAGGUACUUAGAAAAAAAUUACCCAUUAUAUUUGUAGGUAAAUAGAGUAGAAAAUUAAAAAAAAAACACCUGUAACCAAAUAUUUCUAUGUAAUUUGCGAUACCCUACUUAUAGCGAAUUAUCGGUGCAAAAAAUUGAUCUAUCUAGCUAGAUAGCUGUGAUUGUGACUGUCUUUCAAGUAAAUACAAAUAAAUGUAUACCUGUAAUAAAAUGGGUAUACGGCUUUUUUUGCAUAAUUUAUUCACAUAUUCCGAAAUAAAUUUAAAGCAAAAAUAGAAACGAAUCCUUAUCUAGAAGCUCUAAAGGCAAGGCCAUGGGAGAGCGUGCAGGAUUACGUUAUGGUCAGGCCAGGGGCAUAUAUGUUUUAUUGGCUUUACUACGCCGACGGCACCAGCGUGGGCGCGGAUGACAAGCCUCUCAUUAUAUGGAUACAAGGAGGGCCCGGCCUAGCUGCGAGCAUCGUUGCAAAUUUUGGGGAAAUUGGACCGCUCGAUAUGGACUUCCAACCACGAAAUCACACUUGGGUGAAGGGAAGGAAUUUGUUGUUAAUAGACCAUCCCGUUGGGACUGGUUUUAGCUAUGUCAAAAAUAACUCACUGCUUGUAAAAAAUGAUAAGGAAAUUGCUGUUGACCUCACCAAGGCUGUAAAAGCGUUUUUUAGAAGGCAUAAAGAAUUUCGCAAUACGCCCACAUAUAUUUUCGGACAAAGUUAUGGAGGGAAAAUGUGUCCACGGGUAGCAUUUUAUCUACAUACGGCCAUACAGAGAAAGCGUUUGAAAAUGAAUUUUAAAGGAAUUGGUAUCGGUAGCGCUUGGGUGGAUCCGAAAGAAAGCACAAUGAUGUUUCCAGAAUUCAUGUACAUGAUGGGCAUUAUAGACCAGAUCACAUAUCUGAAAAGUAUGGAAGUAACGAAAAAAUUCAACAACGCCAUGAACAAAAAGGAAUAUGUUCAGGCGGACAAGUGGUAUAAUCUGCUUUUCACAACCAUAGUGACGGAAAUAGGAGGUUAUGAGGCGAAUUUCUACAACAUUAACCGAGAGAAAACAGAGGCUGCCUUAGAGAGAUUCGAUGUUCAAGUAAACAGAUAUGUAAAGCCAGUGUUGCCAGUAAAUCAAAGCAUAGAAUACUCAUAUACAUCGGCACUUGUUUUUGACAAUUUGAACAUAAGUUUUCUAUUCCCAACGACUAAGUUCUUAGAGUUUCUUCUAAAUACGACGGAUUUGAAAAUUGCUGUUUAUAACGGAAAUUUGGAUGUCAUCACAUCGUUAGCUGGAGCAUCAAAUUGGAUUCACAAAUUAAAAUGGUACGGAGCAGAAGAGUUCAGGCACGCAAAAAGGCUCCCUAUAAAUGGGGAGAAAAAUUGUUACUACAAAACGGCAAAUCAAUUAAGUUUCUGGUCUGUUUUCCGAGCAGGACAUUGGAUUCCAGAAGACAACCCCGAGGCGAUGGCGCAUAUAUUAGACACAAUGUUAGAUUAAUAAUAAUUUUAAAUAAAUAUUAUUUAAAUAUGAA
Messenger RNA from Plodia interpunctella (Indianmeal moth), 1535 nucleotides. Its product is annotated as retinoid-inducible serine carboxypeptidase-like. Gene Ontology annotation, molecular function: serine-type carboxypeptidase activity. Lineage: Eukaryota; Metazoa; Arthropoda; Insecta; Lepidoptera; Pyralidae. Bases 362 to 1501 code for a protein of 379 amino acids. The transcript is spliced from 9 exons. The record is from RefSeq and is a predicted model, not a curated record. Gene Ontology annotation, biological process: proteolysis.